Dermatophagoides pteronyssinus (European house dust mite) is the source of this 1705-nucleotide messenger RNA. Its product is annotated as NDP-glycosyltransferase YjiC-like. Gene Ontology annotation, molecular function: UDP-glycosyltransferase activity. The record is from RefSeq and is a predicted model, not a curated record. Lineage: Eukaryota; Metazoa; Arthropoda; Arachnida; Sarcoptiformes; Pyroglyphidae.
AAAUUGAGCAAAAUUUCCUUCUGAUUUACAAUUCCCAUUUUAUAUUCUGUUUUCGUUUUGUUUUGUUUUGCUUAUUUGAAAAUAAAAAAUGUCAUUAAAAAUUUUAUUCAAUCCAUGUGAUGGUCUUGGCCAUAUAAAUGCUUGUAUUGGUUUAGCGCAAGCAUUACAAUUGCGUGGACAUCGAAUAUAUUUUUUUACCAAUAAACAAAUGGCCGGUCAAUAUCGCGAUCGCUAUGGUUUUGAAGAAUUUAUUCUUCACAACAGCAACAACGAAUCAAUCGAUACGAAUGAAUCGGCGACGGAUGAUGAUAAUGAUCAUCCGAUCAAAAAUAAUAAAUUAAUGAAUGUUAUUAUUGAAUCCGGUUUAUUAUCGGAUAUGUCACCGUUUGAAAAAUUAGAUCUUUAUGAUCAUAAUAAAAAUCCAAAUAUAUUUGCGCGAACAAUGUCUGAACAAAUUCUUAAUGUUCAUGAACAAAUGUUGAAUAUUAUUGAUAAAUUACAACCGGAUUUAAUUAUUGUCGAUUCAAUGAUUGUUGCACCAUGUAUUUUAUAUGGAUCUUAUUGUUGGGCAUUUUCUUGGAGUGCCAAUCCUAUUCUAUUAUAUCGAUCUGAUCAUAUACCACCAAUGAUGUCUGGAUAUCCAUCCGAUAAUCAAAAUGGAUGGUCAGAAUUUCGUGAAAAAUUCAAUAAAACAUUCAUAUCAUCUAUUUGUUAUUAUCAGAAUUGGUUAAACGAACAACUUGGUUAUGAUAAAAUGAUUGAAAAUUCGAAUGAUUUACCAUUUAUUUCACCAUAUCUAAAUAUUUAUGGUUAUCCAAAAGAACUUGAUUACAAUAAAAUGGCCAAUUUACCUGAUCAUUUUAUUCGUAUCGAUGCAUUUUGUCGACAAUCAUCAUCAUCAUCAUCUGAUUCAUCAUUUGAAUUACCUGAAAAAUUUCAACGAAAAAAUCUUAAAUCAAAUGUUCGAUUAAUUUAUGUAUCAAUGGGUUCAUUUGGUAGUGCUAAUGUCGUAUUAAUGAAACGUUUAAUAGAUGCUUUAGCAGCUAAUUCAUUACAUAAAUUUAUUAUAUCUACUGGACUAUAUCACCAACAAAUUCGGCUUGCCGAAAAUCAAUGGGGACAACCAUAUUUACCACAAACACAGAUUUUACCAUUAAUCGAUUUAGUUAUUACACAUGGUGGUAAUAAUACUGUUACAGAAACAUUAAUGGCAGGUAAACCAAUGAUCAUUAUGCCAUUAUAUACUGAUCAAUAUGAUAAUGCACAACGUAUUCAAGAAUGUGGUUAUGGCCAACGUAUUGAUACGCAUCGAUUUACAUCAUCCGAAAUGAAUACAAUGAUUGAUCAAAUUCUUAAUGAUAUUGAAAUGCUAAAACGAUGUGAACAAACUGGAAUACGUAUUCGACAAUCCGAAACGAAAUUAGAAGCUUGUAAAAGAAUUGAAAAAUUAUGUUUGAAAGAAACCAAAGAAAAAGAUUAAAAACUUUUCUUUCUUCUUUUUUUCUGGUUGACCAAAAUUUGAAUCGAACAAAACCUGAUUGCAAAACGAUGGAAACCAAAAACUUUGGCCAGAAAAAAAACCAAAACCAAAAUAAAUCCCAUAGAUUAACAUUGGCCACAUUGGUGGUUAAAUUUUCUACGGAAAAAAGUUUUCCCGAAACAUUUUUCCAGAAAAAAAACCAAAAAUAAAAACAAAGCAAAAAAA